Messenger RNA from Daphnia pulex (common water flea), 646 nucleotides. Its product is annotated as mediator of RNA polymerase II transcription subunit 10-like. Gene Ontology annotation, biological process: positive regulation of transcription by RNA polymerase II. Bases 125 to 535 code for a protein of 136 amino acids. Gene Ontology annotation, molecular function: transcription coregulator activity. The record is from RefSeq and is a predicted model, not a curated record. The transcript has 3 exons. Lineage: Eukaryota; Metazoa; Arthropoda; Branchiopoda; Diplostraca; Daphniidae. Gene Ontology annotation, cellular component: mediator complex; chromatin.
AUUGGUGUUUUCUUCUGCUACACUACAAUGAGCACUCUGACUCUGUAGUUUUCUUCCAGUUUUCACAUUUGUUAAAUCGGUUGAAUUCAGUUACUAUAAAAUUUAUUGCCUCUCAGAAAUAAAAAUGAGUGCUGCUCUGGAAAAUUUGGAAAAUCAAUUGGAACUUUUCGUUGAAAACGUCCGACAGGUUCAUCUUAUUGUGAGCAAUUUUCAACCUCAAGGACAAGGGGUUCUGAACCAGAAAAUAAACUCUAUGGUACAAGGCCUGCAAGAGAUUGACAAACUGAAGGGUCAGUUCCAAAAUGUGCAUGUUCCUCUGGAAGUAUUUGAGUACAUUGAUGAAGGCAGAAACCCUCAGCUGUACACCAAAGACUGUAUGGAAAAGGCUCAAAACAAAAAUGAACAAGUCAAAGGAAAGAUUGAUUCAUACAGAAUGUUUAGAGCUCACUUGUUGGAGGAACUCAGCCAAGUCUUUCCCAAUGAGACCAUGAAAUAUCGUACUGCCAGGGGAGAUGACAUCAACAGAAUUCCAUAGGGAUAAAUUUGAAUAAUCAACAUUGUUUGGGGUUGAGAGUUCUGGAUGUAAAAUUGUCAUUAAGUGUUGGGUCCUGCUGCUCAAAAAUGUAAUAUACCAUUUACAUAACAA